Mycotypha africana is the source of this 1077-nucleotide messenger RNA. RefSeq lists its product as uncharacterized. NCBI's taxonomy places the organism in Eukaryota, Fungi, Mucoromycota, Mucoromycetes, Mucorales, Mycotyphaceae. The coding region runs from base 1 to 1077 and encodes 358 amino acids. The record is from RefSeq and is a predicted model, not a curated record. The transcript is spliced from 3 exons. Gene Ontology annotation, molecular function: nucleotide binding.
AUGGCAGAUAAUCAACAAAAGGUCAACGUCGGUGUUGUCGGUUUUGGCAUGUCUUCUCGUGUCUUCCAUUGUCCUUUGAUUACAUCUUCUCCUUAUCUACAUUUGUCUGCUGUGGUUGAACGCCAUAGUGACAAGUCAAAGGAAAAGUAUCCCUGGAUCAAUGUCAAAAAGAGCACUGAUGAGCUCUUCGCUGACGACUCUAUUGAUUUGGUCGUAAUUACUACUCCAAACGGCUCACACUAUCCCUUAGCCCUCGAAGCUAUGAAGAAGGGAAAGCACGUGGUUGUUGAAAAGCCUUUCACUAUUACAUCAAAGGAAGCCGAAGAACUCGUCAAAGUUUCCAAGGAAACCAAACGUGUUUGCAGUGUGUACCAAAAUCGUCGAUGGGACGGUGACUUCCUUACUGUCAAGAAGUUAAUUGAAGGAGAACAAUUGGGUCGCCUCGUUGAGUAUGAAUCCCACUUUGACCGCUUCCGUAACUUUAUGAAACAAGGAUGGAGAGAACAAAAUGAUGCUCCUGGUUCCGGUAUGCUUUAUGAUUUGGGUGCUCACUUGAUCGAUCAAGCAUUGCAUCUAUUUGGCCUGCCUACUUCUGUUUAUGCCACUCUAAGUAAUCAGCGACAACUCAAGGAAACAAAUGUUAUUGACGAUUUCACAAUUAUUCUCAAUUAUGAACACAAGCAUUUGAAGGCUAUUUUACGUUCCAGCAUGUUAGCUCGACACGAUCCUAAAUUGCGUUUUCAUUUGAGAGGUAUGAAUGGUUCUUUCGUGAAGAACAAUUUGGAUGUGCAAGAAGACCAGUUGAAGAGUGGCAAAGUGCCUGCUGAUGAUGGAUUUGGCGUGGAAAGUGCCAGCAGCUAUGGUACCAUCAACAGUGACAUCAACGGUGUCCAUAUUGUUGGCCAAGUUACAACCGAAAAGGGUAGCUAUUUAAGUUAUUACAAUAAUGUGGCAGAAGCUAUCUUGAAAAACGAUCCCUCUCAUUUGGCAGUUAAGCCUGAAGAUGGUAUGAAUUGUAUACGUAUCAUUGAACUUGCUCAACAAAGUAAUGAUGAAGGACGCGUUAUUACCCUGUAA